This is a messenger RNA of Clonostachys rhizophaga, 798 nucleotides long. The record is from the annotation of a GenBank genome assembly. Lineage: Eukaryota; Fungi; Ascomycota; Sordariomycetes; Hypocreales; Bionectriaceae.
AUGAAAUCGACGUUGAUCGCCGCUCUCACGGCGCUGGCCGCCAAGCAGGUUGCCGCCCAUGCCACCUUCCAGCAGCUUUGGUACGGCUCGACUUGUGCUCGUCUCCCCCUCAGCAACAGCCCUAUCGCCAGCGUUGAGAGUAAUGACAUUCGAUGCAAUGCUGGCACUUCGCCCGCAGCUAGCAAGUGCAGCGUUGCUGCCGGAGAGACGGUUACCGUGGAGAUGCACCAGCAACCCGGCGACCGAAGCUGCAGCAACGAGGCUAUCGGCGGAAACCACUAUGGUCCCGUCAUGGUAUACAUGUCCAAGGUCGACGACGCCUCUACAGCUGACGGCUCAACUGGCUGGUUCAAGGUGUUCCAGGACGGAUGGAAGAAGGCGUCGACGAGCUCUCAAGGCGGCGACGACUACUGGGGUGUCAAGGACCUCAACAAGUGUUGCGGCAAGAUGGACGUCAAGAUCCCAGCGGAUAUCCCCGCCGGCGACUAUCUCCUUCGUGCCGAAGUUAUCGCCCUGCACAGCGCUUCGGGCCAGAACGGCGCCCAGCCCUACGUUACUUGCUACCAGUUGACGGUUACUGGCGGAGGCAGCGCAUCGCCCGCGACUGUCAACUUCCCAGGUGCAUACUCCGCCUCCGACCCCGGUAUUUUGGUCAACAUCUGGGCUCAGUUGAGCGAUUAUGUUGUGCCUGGCCCUGAGGUCUACUCUGGCGGUAGCACCAAGGAAGCCGGAUCAGCAUGCACUGGAUGUGAGGAUACUUGCGCUGUGGCUUCCAAGAAGCGCUUCAUCCAAUGGUAG